UCGAUGCAGCCACGCGGCCUGUCCCCAUUCAAGCCUUCCCCGCAGGCAGAGGAUGUCCUGGAUGCUGGUGGUCUGGGGAGCGCUCCUGGCUCUCCGGAGAAGGGUGGCUGUGUGGUCCCUGUGGAUGCCCCUUCUCUGGGCAGCACCGCUUCCUGUCGCGGCUACUGGUGCCCACGUGCAGGGCCAGGUGGGGGGCUCGGUGCUGCUGGCGGCAGAGUGCCACCCUGGCUUCCAAGUCCGAGAGGCCAUCUGGCUGUCUCUCUGGCCUUCGGAGGAGCUCCUGGCCACGUCUUUCCGGGGCUCCCUGGAGACCCUGUACCACUCCCGCUUCCUGGGCCGCACCCGGCUGCACCACAACCUGAGCCUGGAGCUCGGGCCGCUGGAGCCUGGGGACAGCGGCAACUUCUCCGUGUUGCUCGUGGACACUGAAGGCCGGGCCUGGACCCAGACCCUGCAGCUCAAGGUGUAUGAUGCAGUACCCAGGCCUACGGUACAAGUGUUCAUUGCUGUAUCUCAGCCCCCCAAGACCUGCCAGGCUUUCCUGUCCUGUUGGGUCCCCAACAUCAGUGACAUAACCUAUGGCUGGCGACAGGAGGGGACCAUGGACUUUGGUAUCAAGGCACAUGGCCUCUUCACAGAUGGACAGGUGUUGAGGGUUUCGCUGGGACCAGAAGACAAGGGCAUGGCCUUUUCCUGCAUUGUCUCCAACCCCGUCAGCUGGAAUUCGACUAUAGUCACCCCCUGGGAGAGCUGCCAUCAUGAGGCAGGGAAGGCCUCCUACAAGGAUGUGCUGCUGGUGGUGGUGCCGGUCUUGCUGCUUCUGAUCCUGGCCGGUCUCUCUGCCUGGUACUGGGGCCCCUGCUCAGGUGGGAGUUCUGCACGUGCCUGAGGGAGAAAGAAGAAGGAAGUCUGUGCUGAUGAAGUCACUCUACAGACAGAGAACCCCCUUGUGUAGGAUCUGCCCUGAGGGAGGAGAUAAACUGAUGUGGGAUCAUGAGGAACCCCACUGCCCAGGCACAUGAUGGUCCAGGACCUAGUUGGUGCCUGGAAACUACCAUGGUUCUCGUAGCUCCUGUGAGACACCGUUGCACUCUCCAGGGGCAGCCUGGGCAGCUGUCACAUUGGGAGGACAGGAAACAUUGACACAACCUUCCACACUCUCUCCCUUCCCUCUGGCCGUAUUGCAUGCCCUGGCUUUGGUCUGGGCAAGAUGGGCCUAAGAAGAUAUUCCCUAAAGGACACUGGACAUUCUCCAGGACCCACAGGGACAGUGACUGUGCAGGUCAUUCACUUCCCACCAUUGCAUUUGUUGAAGUCCUAAGCCCAAUUUCUCAAAAUAUGACUAUUUGGAAAUAGGGCCUUUAAAGAUAUAGUUAAGGUUAAAUGAAGUCAUUGGAAUAGGGCCCUAAUUUACUAGUAAUAUGCCUGGGGUCCUUAUAAGAAGAGGAGCGACACCAGAAAUGCACACACAGGGAGAAACAGCCAUGGGAGGACACAGAGAGAUUGAAGCCAAAGAGUGAGGCCUCAGUAGACACCAACCCAACUGAUACAGUGAUCUUGGACUUUCGGUCUCCAGAACUGUGAGAAAAUAAGUGUCUGCUGUUUAAGUCAUCCAGUCAGUGGUACUUUGUUAUGAUAGCCCUGACAGACGGACCUGCAGCAACGGAUUGCCUCCAGCCUGGGUCCCAGGCUUUAAGAGACAUUAGUCCUCUGAACUAACUGUGACUCUCUGAAUCACCUACUUCCAGCCCCAGUCCCAGCCCUAGCCCAAGCUCCUGCAGUUUGAGAUCCUGAUGACCAAGGCAUUGUCAUAAGAAAAGGUCUAGAAAUAGGUGAAGGUGGGAGAUGAAGGACAAGGGUUUCUCUUUCUGGCCUGAAAGGCUUUCAGGUCAUUUGAGUUCAUGACCCUCAAAGGUAAUUUACAGUUAUAGACCAUCAAAGGGUGGUUUAUAUCUCAUGGUUGGGAUGGGUGCCAUUUUAUAGGUAACACCUUUUUGUAGAUAGCAACUUUUUAGUAGAUGACUUCACCCUCUCUGUUAACUAUCAUGACUCCUAUAGGAUCUGGAGGUGGGACUUGAGAUUCUUGCCUUCAGUGACCAGAAAAAAAAGAUAUUAAAUUUGCCCCAGCCAAAGUUUUUGCACAACUUCAAGAAAAGCAGCUCAGUUUGAGGUAAGUGUCUCUACCUGAGGCUGAGAGAGGAAAGAGCUAGGAAAAGCUAAGAAGAAGAAAAAUUUUGAAGGGGACGGGAGCUGAAGCAUCCUGGCAUCUGGCACACUAAUUUUCAAAUGCAAGUGCAGAGGAUCCACCCAAGUUCAAGGAGAGAUGGAAAAGGCCCACAACUCAAAAGGAAGAUGGUCAAGGUCACUUUUAAAGAAAAGCUUGUUGGAUGAAAGCAAUUAUUGUGGGCAUCUUUGGAAAAUACUAUCUGCCACUGAGUGAUUCUGUCUAGAAAAGCUCUGGGGUAUUGCCACUGGAAAAAUACUUGAUGAGCUAAACUUUGGGAUUAGUAGAUGAUAAGGUGCACAGUUACUCCCUUCCACAUAUAAUUGGACUUUUUUUUUCCUGAGGCCUCAGGAAAAACUCUUGAUAAUAGAGAGGAAGGAGGCAUUGAUUAAACAGGGGUAGGUUUUGAAAUAUUUUCCAGGAUGGCUUCGAUCAUUCCACCCAGGAUGUUAGUCGGGUCCAAGGAUCUUCCCUCUUCACCUCAAUUCCUGUGCAGUCACUUCACCUGAGACACCUGGUCAGUGCAACUGGCCUCCAGAUUCAUCUUGCCACUCCUCCAUGUAACUAGUCCUGGAGUUUCCCUGCCUGUUAGCUCCGCUCAGAGGUGCCCUGCUGGUCAGCUGGCUUCACCUAGUCUUCAUGCCUUCCCUGUAUCCACUUCUCUCCCAUCACCCCCAAGGCCACCUGAGCAUGCACAGGGCUACCCAACCUGGCAGCUUAUGUUGCCGGCCUCAGUUCCUAAAAUUAUGUGAAAGAGAAAGCCCAAGAUCUAGCAAGGGGCCAUGGUAGUUGUAUGAAGGGAGUGCGCGCGUGUGCACACACACACACACACACACACACACACACACACACACACCACGCCCCACCUUACUUUCCUUCAUCCCCAGAGUCCCAUCUCAGAUCAGAGCAGCUGCGGAUGGUGCGGGGCCCACAGUUCUCCCUUCACAGGGUAACUCUUAGUGACCUCACUUAGACAGUGGUUUGUAGGGCGGCGCAGCAGGACCUUUUUGAACAGAUCAAUUCUGUUCAAAUAAAUUGAUGUUCCCAUCCCCAAUGACUUACUUGUCAACGAGUGGACUAAUUAACCUCCUUUGAGAAAAACUCAAAGUGCUUCUGUGAGAACAAUAUGUGUGUUAAUGGGCAUGUGGAUUGAUGCUUUAAAAGUCACACAAGAACAAGUAUUGAUUGAGGGUCAAGUGUGUGCUGGAUGCCCUUCAAGACACUAGGAAAUCAGCAGUGGACAAAGCAAUGCCCUUCCUUUACAGAGUUUAUAUUCUAGAUAAUAAAUAAGCAAGUAAGUAUAUGCCAGGUGUUUGUAGAUUCUAUUAAGAAAGAUCAGCCGAGUGAAAGACUAGCGUAUGCUAUGUUGAGGAGAAGGGGUCCAUCUUUGGAUACGGCGAUUAGAGAACACCUUCUGAUGAGGUGAUCUUGGAACAGAAACCCAAUGAAGUAGAGUGAGCCAUGCAGUGUCUGGGAAAAGAGCAUUCCAGAGACCAGACGAUGGGAAGGCCCUGAAGUGAGAGCAUGGCUGGUGUUUAUGAGAACUAGAAUGGAGGCCAAGGCAGCUGGGUCAAAACAAGAGAGUGAGUUUUGUUUUGUUUGUUUGUUUCUUACUUUUUUGUUGUAUUCCACAUAUGAGUGACAUCAUAUGGCUUUUGUCCUUUUCUGUCUAACUUAUUUUACUUAGCAUAACACCCACAAGAUCCAUCCAUGUUAUUGCAAAUGGCAAUUUUUAUCAUUUUUUAUGGCUGAGUAAUAUUCCAUUGAAUAGACACACCACCUCUUCUUUGUGCUUUUGUCUAUCGAUGGACACAGGUUGUUUCCAUAUCUUGUCUAUUGUCAAUAAUGCUGCGAUGAACAUAGGAGUUUAUAUAUAUCUUUUCAAGUUAGUGUUCUCAUAUUUUUCAA
Myotis myotis is the source of this 4132-nucleotide messenger RNA. It is a transcript of the gene SLAMF8, whose product is annotated as SLAM family member 8. Lineage: Eukaryota; Metazoa; Chordata; Mammalia; Chiroptera; Vespertilionidae. Gene Ontology annotation, biological process: regulation of B cell differentiation; leukocyte chemotaxis involved in inflammatory response. Gene Ontology annotation, molecular function: signaling receptor activity. The transcript is spliced from 5 exons. Bases 53 to 889 code for a protein of 278 amino acids. The record is from RefSeq and is a predicted model, not a curated record.